AACUCUCACACACUUCCAGUUUUAUAUACACAUUUCACCCGAGCACACAUAGGUUGAAAAUUUCUAAAUUUUUUCUAAUUUUUACAUCAGUAUGGAGUUUAAUACUGGCUCCUCAAAAUCUGCAAAGGAACCGCCGCGAUUAGGAAUAACCAUCGAGGAUCCCGUGUCCAGCUGCGAUGAGUUUCCCAGGCCCUUGGGUCCGAUGUUGAAAUUCAUAGCCAAGAAGGCUCCGAAGCAUCAGCCGACUAGGAGGAAAACUAUUGUUAAAACAAACCAAGCCAAAAAAUCCGAAAAGAGAACCAAAUUGCACUUAUCCAAGGCACCGACUCAAGGCAGAAAGCGUCCUACCGCAAAAGUCGCGAAAAAGAGAGCUCUGACCAACAGGAAACCCAGAAAACCAAAGGCCACCGGCAUUUUUGGUGUGAAUAGAACUGGUGGGGAGGUACAGACUGGAGAAUCCAACGAUAGACCCUGGUGGAAGUUCCUAUUUGGCAAGAAGCAGGAUGACGAGAAGAUCUUCCGAGAAGUCCAGAAAGAUAACAUGUCCUGCGAUAUGAUGAUGUCCGACAGGUCAACCCAAACCAAUGCGAGUAUAAGGAACACUUAUAACGUGCACUAUAAAUAUAAUUAAACUAUUUUACCGUGGUUA
Molecule: messenger RNA, 649 nt
Organism: Drosophila santomea
Lineage: Eukaryota; Metazoa; Arthropoda; Insecta; Diptera; Drosophilidae
Exons: 1
Coding region: 92-631 (179 amino acids)
Source: RefSeq, a predicted model, not a curated record